AUGGAGCCCGUACAGCCUCAGUUCCACCUGGAUCUCUGGACUCUGUUCCUGCUCCAGUCCUGGACCCUGGAUCUGGGACGGGCCGUCGUCAUGUGGCUGUUUCCUUUUGGUUGGUUUCCUCUGAAUCGCCCUGGUCCAGCAGAGUUUCUCCACCUGCUCUACUGCUGCAGCUCUCCUCUCGUUCUCUUCAAGUUCCUUGAGCGCUGCCCGAGGACUUUACCUGACUGCCUGGUUCACCUGGGCAUCACCGUGGUCGCCAUGGGAACCACAGCUCACCUGGUGACGGACUCUGUGAUGCUGCGAUUGGUCCAGGCAGGAUACGAGCUGCACCUGUCAGUCCGGGAGAACGAGAUUAUGAAAAACCUCACAACGUUACAGCUGGUCGAUGUGUUUGAGCUCCUGGGUUACUAUGACGACACAGUGGGCCAUGUGAUGUGGUCUGUCCCAUACUUCCUGGUGCUGUUCCUUUACUUUGGAGGAUGUUUUUGUCACAAAAAACAAGAGCAGAAAAUGCCUAGAGUCGCCUGGAUCCUCGUGCUGCCAAACACACUCUACAUCUGGUUUGUGGUGACCGAGAGGCAGACCUUCAUCCUUUUCCUCUUCACGUGUUUCGCCAUGGUCGCCACGGUGAUGCGGCAGAGGAGGCGGGGCUUUGUCACCGACGGCAACGGCCUCUUCAUGAUGCUCAGUUUCUCCAUCGCUCUGUUGUUUGUACUUCUCUGGUCGUCCUGUUGGUGGCGUGAUGAGGUCCUGAGGAGGAGACACAGGGGUCUGCUGUUGGUCCCACAGCCCAGAACUGUCCUCAGUCUCCACAUCCACAAACUCAUGUUCUGA
Molecule: messenger RNA, 834 nt
Organism: Boleophthalmus pectinirostris (great blue-spotted mudskipper)
Lineage: Eukaryota; Metazoa; Chordata; Actinopteri; Gobiiformes; Gobiidae
Gene: cln6b
Product: CLN6 transmembrane ER protein b
Exons: 7
Coding region: 1-834 (277 amino acids)
Source: RefSeq, a predicted model, not a curated record